This is a messenger RNA of Hordeum vulgare subsp. vulgare (domesticated barley), 1170 nucleotides long. Its product is annotated as ubiquitin-conjugating enzyme E2 11-like. The transcript is spliced from 2 exons. The record is from RefSeq and is a predicted model, not a curated record. Lineage: Eukaryota; Viridiplantae; Streptophyta; Magnoliopsida; Poales; Poaceae. The coding region runs from base 295 to 912 and encodes 205 amino acids.
CUUAUGUUCUGCCAGUUAAUUGGAUGUAGUUUGAUCUCUGCUGUCAUACAGUCUUUUGACCUUUUCGAAAGAGAAAAAAAAAAUCUGAGUUCGGAGACUCGAGGUGUGGCCUGACGCAGCGGUCUGUUUGCAGUAGUCAUGGAUCCAUAUAAAGCACCCCAGCUGGUCCGGAGAGCCAGUCCAGUGUAGCAGCUUUACUUGCACCGCAAAGUUGGCAGCUACUCCACGGAGGCGGGGCGAACGGGAAGUGGGGUGGUGAUCAGACUCAGCGCGCGGGCACCACCGCCGCCGACCAUGCCGGAAUCCGACUGGGCGACCAGGCGGAUCCGCAAGGAGCUGAAGCUGCUCUGGAUCGACCCCCCGGCGUUCUGCCGGCCUGGCCCGGCGCCCGUGACGGACCUGUUCCACUGGGAGGUGGUCAUCGACGGCCCCGACGGCAGCCCCUACUCCGGCGGCACGUUCCCCGUCGACGUCGCCUACCCCAAGGACUACCCCUUCAAGCCCAUCAAGCUCACCUUCAAGACCAAGGUGUACCAUCCGAACAUCGGGCCGGAGGGGAAGAUGGCGCUGGACAUCUUCGGGAGCGAGUGGAGGCCUUCUCUGACGGUAAGCACGGCCCUCCUGUCCGUCGUCUCCGUCCUCUACGACCCCCUGCUCGACCGCCCCGUCCGCCGGGACGCCGCCCGGCUGUACAAGCGCGAGCGUGGUCUCUUCGAGCACAAGGCCAGGGACUGGACCCGCAGGUACGCCUCGGCGCCGGUCGCCUCCUUCUAUCCGGCAGUGGAGGAGACGUCCGACGAGGCGGCGGCGGCGGCGGCGGCGGCUAGCAGGGCGGUGGCACGUCGUCGUUCUUGUGGGGCAGGGCAACAAUGGCGCUCCUUCGCGGCUCGUCUCCCAUGCAUCCAGCCAUGAACGCACUCUGCACCACGGUCAUCGCCCAAGAAAAGCACAAUAAAGUUCACCAGAAGAAUCCUCGAUCCGUGAAUUCUGUCUUGAUUACUAGUACUACUUGUCAUGUUUUGUGAUCCAUGAUCCUUGUUGGCUUUGUACUGCGCUGAGGUGAUUGCAACUAGGAGUAAGAGUUGAUCAAUGUGUAGGUCGGUUGCUACCUGUUCCGUGUUCCUAUCCUACGAAUGUAUGUGAGAUUUGGUUGGCAGGUGACGGUUGCUA